Molecule: messenger RNA, 1935 nt
Organism: Candida tropicalis MYA-3404
Lineage: Eukaryota; Fungi; Ascomycota; Pichiomycetes; Serinales; Debaryomycetaceae
Product: Zn(II)2Cys6 transcription factor domain-containing protein
Exons: 1
Coding region: 1-1935 (644 amino acids)
Biological process (GO): regulation of DNA-templated transcription
Molecular function (GO): DNA-binding transcription factor activity, RNA polymerase II-specific; zinc ion binding
Source: RefSeq, a predicted model, not a curated record
AUGAACAAACAUCGACAACCAUCCAAUAUGGUAGAAAAAAGACAGCAGAGAAGAAGAGCAGUGUUGGCAUGUACAAACUGUAAACGGAGAAAACUCAAGUGUGAUCACCAACUCCCUUGCAGCAGCUGUCGUAACACAAAGAGGGCGAUUCCCGAAUGCACCUAUGAAGUGAUGGACGAUAAGUCAGCAACUGACCAGCAGUCACUGCAGUCUGGAGUCAGCUUGUACACAAGUCCCGGAAGUAAUCCACAGAAAUAUCUAUUGGCUGCAGUCAACCAAGCAGCAACAUCGACGAACCCAAUAGUCAGUCCCACUAGUCAAGAACGGUAUUCUUCAAGCUCAGCAACCGACCCCAGCGUUGCUAGCAAAAGUUCACGCUGGGAUAAACCUGCUUCUGCUAAACAACCACAGACUAACGAGUCAUUGGUGGAUCUUCUGGACUUUAUUCACAUGAAGGAGUUCAAAGGCAGCCGUGUGUUUUUUGGACCAACAUCGUGGAAGACAUGCAUCAUGUACUGGUGCAAGACCAUUCCUGUAAUGAGCGAUAUCCUGGCCAUCACGGUGAGGGAAAUGAUGUCGUUGAAACUACCAGAGAAGGAGGGGGAACAAGCAGAUACUAGUCCAACAUACCACAUUGCCAGUCUACUUCCAGACUACGAGGAGUCCAUUGUCCUUCUCAAGUCGUUCAAUAGAGACACGUUCUUCACAAAAUGUUUCAACCACGACACCAUAGCCAGAUAUGUGCAUGAAGUGGUAACACCAUCGGGACCCAACUUACAAGCACCAAGUGCCAAUCUCAGCAUUGUUCUAUCGAUCAAGGCGUUGGUGUCGUUCUUCAACGGACAGGUCCCAGAUACCCGAUUGCUAGUGGCCUCCAGGUUAUUCUUGUUCAAGACGGACCUCAAGUCCAACUUUGCCACGUUGACUGCGCUUUUGUUGUUGUACGAGUGCCGUAAGUACGACUGCAACAUAGACUUUGAGGAGGCGGUAUCGUAUGACCAGAGUCUUUUCUCCACCAUCAUUACACUUGGGUUAUCACUUGGGCUCCAUCGAAACAUAUCCCAACUUCAUUUAGAAGACCCGCUCAACAUGGCUGCCAUACAGCACACAUGGAAGUUCCUCAUGCUUGAAGACUCGUUGAGAAGUUUCCAGAGGGGAUUGCAGCCGAUGAUCAACGACAACUACACGGCCAACAGAAUGCUCCAUUUGGUUAAAACAAGAUGCACAUCGUCUAUUCUCACGUUCAGGAAGGUCAACGAUGAGAUCAAUCUGUGUGUGGCAAGCGAGAGCGUGGACUUGGACUCGGCGUUGUCGUCCAUAGAGAUGUUGAUGUUUGAGACGCCUCCGACAGACCAUGACGAUAUGCAUCUACAGUUGUUCUUGUACACAUACGCCCAGACGAUCACCACCAUCCGGUACUUGAAGAACAAGAGCGGCAAGAAUCGAUACGCGGCCUUCAGAUACAGUUUGUUGCUUUACAAGUUGCUGAAGGAGAUGCUCUUUGAUUUGAUUGAUUCUUCAGGACGCAUCAUGCCAAGCCUGUUUUACCAGGAAAUCAAGGAGUCGAUAUUCCGGGCCACGUUCUUUUUGCUUGUGCUCGUGCUUCAGCUGUUUGAUAACGUGGAGAAGGUUGCUGGUCACCUACCGUACCAAGAGGUGUUGCUCUCCAGAAUAGAUGCUUCUACAGACGUGUUUUGGUUGAUGUAUACUGUGACACACGAGGUGCUGGCGACAAUCCUGAAGAUGACCAACGUGAGUCUAACAGCAAGGGCCAUGAUCAUAUUCAUCAACCACAUUUUAACCUACGUGAUGGGUGAGAUCGAACAGAGGGCAGCUCCAGCACAGUUGACACCCGACAGUUUUAAUUUUUCACCAGUGUCACUACCAGAUUUGGAUCUCGAUUUAUUCCAAAACGACAACUGGGGGUUGUUCUAA